Molecule: messenger RNA, 798 nt
Organism: Nicotiana attenuata
Lineage: Eukaryota; Viridiplantae; Streptophyta; Magnoliopsida; Solanales; Solanaceae
Product: ATP-dependent DNA helicase PIF1-like
Exons: 1
Coding region: 1-798 (265 amino acids)
Source: RefSeq, a predicted model, not a curated record
AUGGAUGGCAUUGCCAAAGUAGAAAUACCCAAUGAUCUUCUCAUACAUAAUUGUGAUGAUCCAAUAUCUGGAAUUGUAGAAAGUACAUAUUCUGAUUUCUUGAGACAUUUCACAGAUAUAAAAUACCUUCAAGAAAGAGCAAUUCUUGCGCCAACUCUUCAGAUGGUGGAAUCGGUGAAUGAUUACAUGGUUUCUCUCAACAAUAGUCGGGAUAAGUCAUAUUUAAGUUCUGAUACAAUUUGCAUGUCUGAUCAUGCAUUUACAUCUUUGGAACAUGUACAUACACCUGAAUUCCUAAAUAGUAUUAAAUGUUCAGGUAUUCCAAAUCACUCUAUCACUUUGAAGGUAGGUGUUCCUGUGAUGUUGUUAAGAAAUAUAGAUCAAUCAUCAGGAUUAUGCAAUGGUACAAGAUUGAUCAUCACAAGGCUUGGAAAUCGGGUACUUGAAGCCAAAGUAUUAUCAGGAAAAAUGGCUGGAGACAAAGUUUUUAUAUCAAGAAUGACACUUACUCCAUCUGAUGCAAGAAUUCCUUUUAAGUUCCAAAGAAGGCAAUUUUCAGUCAUUGUAUCGUUUGCCAUGACCAUCAAUAAAAGCCAAGGUCAGUCAUUAUCUAAUGUGGGAUUAUUUUUGAAGAAGCCUGUAUUUACUCAUGGACAACUAUACGUGGCACUUUCAAGAGUAACAAGCAGAAAAGGGUUGAAGAUCAUAUGUUAUGACGGAGAUGGAAAAAUAACAAAUGAAGCUACAAAUGUAGUGUAUAAGGAAGUUUUCCGAAAUUUAGAGAAUAGAAGUUUUUAA